Cydia pomonella (codling moth) is the source of this 3428-nucleotide messenger RNA. RefSeq names its product protein DDI1 homolog 2 (gene rngo). NCBI's taxonomy places the organism in Eukaryota, Metazoa, Arthropoda, Insecta, Lepidoptera, Tortricidae. The record is from RefSeq and is a predicted model, not a curated record. Gene Ontology annotation, molecular function: aspartic-type endopeptidase activity; protein binding. The transcript has 10 exons. Bases 391 to 1800 code for a protein of 469 amino acids. Gene Ontology annotation, biological process: proteolysis.
AAAUUAUGACGUAUAUAAUAAAUAAUACUUGCACAGACUAUGCUAUCAAAAUCGCUGCAGAGUUAUCUUGGUAUAACUAUAAUAUAAUAAUGUUGCGUAUUUAAACCGGUAACUUCGUGCACGGAGCUAAUACAACACAUCACUAAAAAUACCUCCCACCCACCGUCCACCGUCAUGAAUUUACAUUAUUUUAUAAAGCAAGAAAGUAUUAUUUCGUGCGGUGCAUAGUUUCGUUAUUUAAAAGAUAUUGACGCAACUGACUAAUAUAUUAACACUGCUUAAAAUGCAUAUGUAUAUAGUUUCCUAAAAAAGAAUUAAUAAUUAUUCAUAUCUAAGAUUUGUAAAGUAGGUAGACUCAUAGCAAAGUCGGCAUCGCAACCACAUUCAACAAUGAAAGUUACAGUUACUACUCUAAACGACGAAAUAUUCGUCUUAGACGUGUCGGAGGAUUUGGAAUUGGAAAAUUUCAAGGCUUUUUGCGAAAUAGAAUCUGGAUUUCCAGCUAAAGAUAUUACGUUGAAUUUCAAUGGCAAGCCUUUAUUAGACGACAAGAAAUCACUCAAGGAGCACGGUGUACAUGAUGGAGAUGUGUUGGUGCUACUGCACAUGCUGCAGCACGCGCCCGAAGUCAAUGCUACCGACUCCAGCCAAGCUUUACCAACAGGCCUGGCAAGCCUGGACUUCAGCAGUAUCCAAGUCCCACCAGGUGCAAGCACGGCAAGCACAUCCAUGGCAGCCCGGGGUCCACCUGUGGAAGAGGAUCCUCGUAUAAUAAGAGAAAUGUUUCUGGCAAACCCGGACCAACUGGCUCUCCUCAAACAGAACAAUCCUAGACUAGCUGAUGCACUUACUAGUGGAAACCUUGAUACCUUUGCUAGUGUCCUCCGUGAACAAGUUUCUGCCAGAACUGAACGUCAACAACAAAGAAUAAGAAUGAUGAACUCUGAUCCAUUUGACACAGAAGCCCAGAGAAUGAUUGCUGAAGAAAUCAGACAAAAAAACAUAGAGGCCAACAUGGAAGCGGCUAUGGAAUAUAACCCAGAGACGUUUGGAACCGUGGUUAUGCUAUACAUCAACUGCCAUGUCAAUGGCUUUCCUGUCAAGGCUUUUAUAGACUCUGGUGCACAAACAACUAUCAUGUCCGCGGCCUGUGCAGAGAGAUGCAAUAUCAUGCGACUUGUUGACACCAGAUGGGCUGGCAUUGCUAAAGGUGUUGGAGUGCAGAGAAUCAUAGGCCGCAUUCACAUGGUGCAAAUGAGAAUAGAAAAAGACUUUUUGACCACAUCUUUCUCAGUUCUAGAGGAACAGCCAAUGGAUAUGCUACUUGGAUUAGACAUGUUGAAGAGACAUCAGUGCAAUAUAGACUUGGAGAGGAAUGUACUUCGCAUUGGAACCACAGGCACCGAAACUCCAUUCUUGCCAGAAUCUGAUCUACCAGAGUGCGCCCGUCUGUCCGGCACAUCGGAGGAUGAAAUAGUUAACCAAUCCAUGCGGGACCAUGAAGAGAGACAAGUCAAAGAUGCAAUUGAAAAGUCUAAACAAGCAGGAAGCAGUCCAGCGGCGAGAUCUUCCGUCGCCCAGACAUCUGGGUCCACGUCGGCGCAGAGCUCUAACCAGAGAAUCGUUAUAGGUGACCCCAGCUUGACGAUCUUGUCUACGGACUCUUUCGGCGAAACGGAGGUGGAGGAAAUCGUAGCCCUGGGAUUCACCAGAGAGCAGGCUAUCGUGGAACUCCGGCGGUUUAACGGUGACAAGACGCAGGCAACCGUUGCGCUAUUUGCGAAGUCACUUAAGUUCUGAUGACGGAACAGUUGCGCUUUCUCCUUACCUUUACUGUUUGGUAAAUAUAAAAAUAUCACUAGUAGAAUAACGGGAGCUAAGUUAUGUCGAGUGAAGGUUGCCCUAAUUGCAUUGGACUCGUCAUUUGCUUAAGGCUCAUUUAGACUAUGCGAAAACUCACAUUGCGAUAUUAUUACAUUGCAAUAUUUAGUCGAUCGGUUGAAUUGCUUCUUUCUCAAUAGUCGGCAAUAUGUAAUGUAAUAAUAAUAUCCUGGCAUGCGAGAUCUCGAACCGACUAUCUGAGCCUUUAUAGUUAUACAUUUUAUUUUGACCAAAUAGUUCUUAGUCACACUAGGUUGUAACGGUUUGGUUGGGUACUACACUUGGAAAUAUAAAACACGAAAACUACUUUAUUUUAAUUAUGAAUAUUAUGAUAUAGUUGUAAGUGGACGUGUUUUGGACUGAGUAUAAGGAAGGGUUUAUUUAGUAACUUAAGGCUCUAAAAUCUUUUAUCUUUGCCAAAAGUAUUGAUCACAUUUUUAAGUCGACUACACAAUAAAAUAUUAUUAUAAUAAGUUAGUUUUUUGCUUUUAAAACAUAUAUGAACUCGGAAAGCCUGAAAAUAAUGAUUAGAUACACCAUGUUUAUGUUAAAGUAUGAAAACGAUUUAAUUACAUAAAAGGUCCAUGUUUUGUACGCAUAAGUGAUCAAUAUUUUUGGCAAAGGCUGUAUUUUAUAUUAUAUUGGUAAGUUUGUUUUAGCAUAGUAUCCGCACACCAAACCACCGGCCGGGGUCAUUCACUAUCCCUUUCAUUCAUACCACAAACCUGCAAGUGUGAAUGAGAGGUUUUAUUACGAGCCCGGUCGACAGUUGUGCGCUGCGGAUACUGCAUAGCGGAUAGCGGCUGCCGUUUGUUUGUAUGAGUAAAUAUACCAUAAUAUGUUGAUUUAAUUCAUACUUUAUUGGAGUAUGGUUAUUGUACUAUUAGAGUAAAAGUUUUUUUACAUGGAUAUGCAAUUGAAUGAAGUCUUAUUGCAAUGUGACGAUUUCCGUAGUCAGAAAGUUAUGGUAUGUACUUAUUUAAUAUUAUGUUAUUGGCAGAUAUUUGGGUACUUUUUCACCACACCAGCUAAAGGUUCUAUUUAUUCAACAAGUGAUGUGUUAUCCACAAGAGUGGCAAAGUAAUUCGAUACAAAUGUUGAGUAGUUUCCUAAUGGCAUUAAUUUGAAUCAGAUUUGUAAUGUUUUAGAGCUAGUACUUUCCUUGCGUUGAUGUAGUGAAAAAAUUUGUGUUUCACUCGGUAGCAAAGUUUGUUUAACGCUCGUAGUUCAAUUUGGAAUCUUUCGCUUGCUUGCGUAUCAAUAUUAGAACAAAGGGUUAAACUUGCAACUUUGCUCCCUUGUAAAACAAAUAACUAUUACCUAUUGGUAUAGUCAAGUCUGAAUGACCUUAAAAAUUUGUGUAUGAAGUCGAACUAUCAAAUAAGUAAAUUUAUAUACAUUGUAAGUACAUAGUUACAAAAAAGUUUUUAUUUUACGUAUUAUGAAGUAUCAACCGUAUCCGUAAUCUAACUUUAACUAUUAUUAUAAUAGCGUUAUUUAUAUUUUUUGCAUGGUUUUCCAUUUUAAAUAAAAUAUUCAUUUACAAA